This is a messenger RNA of Knipowitschia caucasica, 501 nucleotides long. The record is from the annotation of a GenBank genome assembly. Lineage: Eukaryota; Metazoa; Chordata; Actinopteri; Gobiiformes; Gobiidae.
AUGUUCGUUUUCACCAAAGUUGUGAACAGCCGCGACUAUUCCAAGGUUGAGCAUGAGGGCGCGGUGGUGGAGGCCCUCAGGAGAGAUCCCAUCGUCGUGCAGGUGUUGCGGCGCCCCCCGUCCCACUCGGCGGUGCCCCUGUCCCGCUGUGGAUCCCCUCAGGACGUGUGCGUGGUGGACCGGUGUACGCAGACAGACAUCACCUUUGAACACAUCAUGGCUCUGGCCAAACUGAGCCCGGCCACUCCACCUGUCCCAGACAUCUGUCCUUUCCUGCUGUCUGACAGCUGCCAUUCUAUCCACACAAUGGAGCACGAGUUUUAUGAAUGUCCCGAAUACAUCUCCAGCACGCCCGCAGACGGGGAGAGGACAGAGGAAUAUGUGUACGAGGAGGUGGAGCUGUGUCGACAGAACAGUCUGGAGAAACUGGGUUUGACGUUGUGUUACCGGACCGACGAGGAGGAGGACAUGGCCAUCUACGUGAGCCAGGUGUGUGCUUGA